Synchiropus splendidus (mandarinfish) is the source of this 1940-nucleotide messenger RNA. It is a transcript of the gene slc39a7, whose product is annotated as solute carrier family 39 member 7. The record is from RefSeq and is a predicted model, not a curated record. Gene Ontology annotation, biological process: zinc ion transmembrane transport; intracellular zinc ion homeostasis. Gene Ontology annotation, molecular function: zinc ion transmembrane transporter activity. The transcript has 8 exons. NCBI's taxonomy places the organism in Eukaryota, Metazoa, Chordata, Actinopteri, Syngnathiformes, Callionymidae. The coding region runs from base 162 to 1670 and encodes 502 amino acids. Gene Ontology annotation, cellular component: membrane.
ACCGAACCUGUUCUCGCGAGAUUUCCCCCAGCUCUGUUGACUUACUGCCACGUCUUGAAACACACAUCAGCAUCAGCUUUAACUGAAGUCUAAGCGCUUUAGCAAAUAUUCCAAGACAGAGAAAGACCACAGAAUUUAUUUUUCUACACGUAGGGACUAAUAUGGGUCGUGUUCACCUGUUGCCUCUCAUACUGGUGACGUCUGCAGUGCUGCUGCUGUUCUCUAAUCUGGCUGUUGCUCACAGUCACUCUCAUGGCGAUGGCCACUCGCACCAUCAUCACGGACACUCGCAUGGAGAUCAUGAGCCUGAGGUGAGGAUGUUCCAUGGAGCGAGCAAGUGGAGUGCUGAGGCAAAUCUCCCGACAGAGGACGGGCAUGGACACGCUCACGACCACGGACAUGCUCAUGGGCACCACCACGGACACGCUCACGACCAUGGACAUGCUCACGACCAUGGACAUGCUCACGACCAUGGACACGCUCACGAUCAUGGACAUGCUCACGAUCAUGGGCACCACCACGGACAGGCUCACGACCACGGACAGGCUCACGACCACGGACAGGCUCACGACCACGGACACGCUCAUGAUCACGGGCACCACCAUGGUCAUGGACAUCACCAUGGUCAUGGCCAUCAUGGACAUGGUCAUGGCCAUGCACAUGAAGGCGAUAGAGUCAAGAGAGAGGCAGAGGGGGAGAAGAGGGACAUGGUGGAGCUCUGGACACAGGCAAUCGGAGCGACUCUCCUCAUCAGCGCAGCACCUUUUCUGAUCCUGUUUCUGAUCCCAGUUCAGUCAAACAGUGACCAGCACCAGAACCUACUCAAGGUCCUGCUCAGCUUUGCUUCUGGAGGUCUGCUUGGCGACGCCUUUCUCCACCUGAUACCCCAUGCCCUUGAGCCGCACUCUCACCACGACGACGCCGAUGACGCCCACUCUCAUGCGCCUGAGGAGUCGCAUGGCCACUCACACGGUGCUGCCCACGGUCACAUGAUGUCCGUGGGUUUGUGGGUGCUGGGCGGGAUCAUCGCGUUCCUGGUGGUGGAGAAGUUUGUGCGGCUGCUGAAGGAAGGAAACGGACAUGGGCAUUCACAUGGACAUUCACACGUUGUGGCCAAAGAAAAGGACAGUGAUGGUGAAGACACCAAGACAGAGAAGAAGAAAGAAGAGAAAAAAGGAGGCAAGUCGAAGGGGCAGCCCAAGAAGGACAAGAGCACAGACAUCAAGGUGUCGGGUUACUUGAACCUGGCCGCCGACUUCACCCACAACUUCACGGACGGUUUGGCCAUCGGCGCGUCAUUCCUCGUCAGCCCAGCAGUGGGCGCUGUCACCACACUCACCAUCCUGCUGCAUGAGGUUCCCCAUGAGAUCGGAGACUUCGCUAUCCUGGUCCAGUCCGGCUGCACCAAGAGAAAGGCCAUGUGCCUCCAGCUGCUGACGGCCCUGGGGGCCCUGGCCGGAACCUCCUGCUCGCUGCUGGCCGAGGGCGUGGGCACGGCCGCCACCGCCUGGAUCCUGCCCUUCACCGCAGGCGGCUUCGUCUACAUCGCCACGGUGACGGUGCUCCCAGAACUGUUGGCCGGCCGCUCCAGUUUCGGCCAGUCGCUGAUGGAGAUCCUGGCGCUGCUGUUCGGAGUCGGCAUGAUGGUUCUGAUCGCAGAGUACGAGUGACCCGUCCACCCACUCGCUUCCACUGACUGUUUUAUACGCGAAAAUCCACUUUAUUUCCUUGUUUUGUUUCUGGUAUCCAAUGGGUCUUGGCUGGAGGAAGUUUGUCUGAGCCUGGUCUCUGAAGUAUGUUUUUGUUUGCCUCUCCACGUGAACCGCCACAUUAUUUUGUGCUGCCAUUGUCUCAGCCAGCUGCGAUCAUGUGACCAAACGGUGGCGUCCUGGCAAUCAUGAAUGUCAAUGCUUUACACAUUCCAGGAAAUAAAGAUGAAG